Molecule: messenger RNA, 1505 nt
Organism: Pelagomonas calceolata
Lineage: Eukaryota; Pelagophyceae; Pelagomonadales; Pelagomonadaceae
Source: the annotation of a GenBank genome assembly
CGUUCCGUAGCUGUUGGUAUGGUCGAUCGCGCGCGCGGCGGCGGUCUGUGAUCUAUCGCGCUCGCGGCGAUGCCUGUUAUUGAUCUGUCGCGCGCGCGGCGACGGCGCGCGGCGGUCGCCUGCCCUGGGCUUUUUGAACUUUGGGAGAGCACUGCUGUCUCGGCGCUGGCGCUCGCGCUGGCGCGAGUUCGCUGGCUUGCGGCCGUCCACGACAACAACUGGCAACUCGCAGAGCUACCCAAGCACUGGGAACCCGGCGCCGCGCGCAACUCAGCUAGCGGCGUAAGGUUACUAGAGAGCGAGAAGCUGAAACCGGGCGUUAAUGUGACGCUAGGUUGGCCUUGUUUGCAAGAAUCGUCGACCAGGUACCUUUACUGCACACCACGCGUGCACACAGUCAACUUGCGCUGCACCCGACGCACACAAGGCCACUGCACUGCCGGGCAUUUAAUUUUGGCAAGCGAGCGGAGCGGUCGAAGGUUCAUCGCUUGCCGCGAGCACGCUAGAACGCUAAAACAUUGCCGCGAGCACCGCUAGAAACCUAGAACAAUGGAGAAAACGACCACCUGCUCGCCGGCGCUGCGCUUCGCCUGCACGUCGACGGCCUGCGUCCUCGCCGACAGCGCGUGCCUGCCGGCGGACUUCCUCAAAGUCAGACUGCAAUUACAAAACGAGCUGCUGCCGCCGUCGGCACCGCGGCUUGGUGUCGUCGCCAUGGCCCGUACCAUCCUAAAAAAAGAGGGCGUCCUCGCGUUCUGGAGCGGGCUGCCGGCCGCGGCGACGCGCCAGUUCUGCUACGGUGGUUUGUCCUUCUUCGCCUACCCGUUCAUCAAGGACGCGCUGCCCGGCGACUCGGUGCCGACGGCCGUGGCCGCCGGGGCGCUGUCGGGCGGCGGCGCCGCGGCGGUGGCCAACCCCACCGACGUCGUGAAGUUGAGGCUCCAGGCCGACGGGCGUCGAGCCUUAGAGGGUUUACCAAGGCGCUACAGUGGCGUGGCGAGUGCUUUUCGAGCGGUAGUGGCAGAAAAGGCGUUCUGGUCCGGCCUCAGCCCGAACGUCGCCCGCGCGUCGUUCGUCAACGGGGCCGGCCUCUUCGUUUAUGAUUAUUCUAAGGCUUUAGCGCGCGAGGUCGCCGGCGACGUGGAUACGGUCUCAGGACGGUUGGUCUCCGCCCUGGCCGCCGGCGUCGCGACGGCCGCCGUGGGGGCGCCCUUUGAUUGCGUGAAGACGCGGCUCAUGUCCAAGGACGCGUCCGAGGCGAGGUUUAAGGGGCCGUUCCACUGCGUCGCCGAGACCGUGCGGCACGAAGGUCCUCGCGCUUUAUACAAGGGCUUCUGGCCCAUGUAUGGCCGCCAGGCGCCGUUCAAUCUAUUCGUGUUCAUGAUCCUCGAGGGGUUGUUGGAUCUCGCGCGGCCGCUGCCGCCACCGACUCGGGACUAGUGCGCCGUGGGCGGCGGGCGUCCGAGCGAACGUCGCGCGCGCGGCGAGCGCUGCGGCGGCGACGA